Molecule: messenger RNA, 694 nt
Organism: Procambarus clarkii (red swamp crayfish)
Lineage: Eukaryota; Metazoa; Arthropoda; Malacostraca; Decapoda; Cambaridae
Source: RefSeq, a predicted model, not a curated record
AUGCUCGACGUCCUGCUGCUCCUCCUCCUGGCUCUCUACCUUCUCUUCUUCAUCCUUCGUCGUAUCUUCAGGUUCAUGUCUACUAAAAUCUUUGACGGCGACAGUAGAAAAAGUCAUGACAACGUGAAGGUGUUCAUCACGCAUGCAGGUCUCCUCAGUCUGCAGGAGGCCAUCUACCACGCCACGCCCCUCCUCGCAAUUCCCAUUUUCGGUGACCAGCUCAAGAACGCCAUGUUCGUGAAGGGGACUGGACUGGGAGACAGUCUGGUGUGGGAGGAACUGACUGAGGACAUGAUCGUUCACGCGAUUAACAAUAUCACCACUGACCCUAAGUAUAAGAAAAACAUGAUGAGGAUGUCAGCGGGGAUGAGGGACCAGCCGACGUCGCCCAGGGACCGGGCGGUGUUCUGGACGGAGUACGUCAUCCGCCACCGCGGGGCGCCCCAGCUGAGGUCCCCGGCGGCACAGCUCUCCUGGGUGGAGUUCCUCAUGCUCGACGUCCUGCUGCUCCUCCUCCUGGCUCUCUACCUUCUCUUCUUCAUCCUUCGUCGUAUCUUCAGGUUCAUGUCUACUAAAAUCUUUGACGGCGACAGUAGAAAAAGUAAGAACAAGAGGGAGUAGGAACGCCGUCUUUACCGUUACCUCGAAAAACCUUUGGAAAACGAUUCAAAUAGAGAAGUUUGUCAUAUUCCAA